Patella vulgata (common limpet) is the source of this 2328-nucleotide messenger RNA. RefSeq names its product serine hydroxymethyltransferase, cytosolic. Gene Ontology annotation, biological process: L-serine catabolic process; protein homotetramerization; purine nucleobase biosynthetic process. The transcript is spliced from 8 exons. The record is from RefSeq and is a predicted model, not a curated record. Gene Ontology annotation, cellular component: nucleus; cytoplasm; cytosol. Bases 199 to 1608 code for a protein of 469 amino acids. Lineage: Eukaryota; Metazoa; Mollusca; Gastropoda; Patellidae. Gene Ontology annotation, molecular function: glycine hydroxymethyltransferase activity; serine binding; mRNA 5'-UTR binding.
CAUCAGGGACGUCAUCCUUGGAAUCGGUCAAUAAAAAGAUUUGUAACUGGCGAUUGCUAUAGAUUGUAAAAUGGUGGAAAGUUCAACUUCGAAUAAUUGUAAACCAAGAAAAAGAAGUGAGAAGAGAAAAUAUAGAAAAAGGGAAGUGCACCAUUAACACUGGAAUUUCAGUUCAUCAUAUCUUGUUCAAAAUUCAAGAUGGCUGGUAACAGUACAUCAUCCUACAAUCUCCAAAGUGAUAUUCGAGAUGACGAUCCAGAGAUAUACGAUCUGAUCAGAGCAGAGAAAUCAAGACAAAUGAGAGGUUUGGAGUUGAUUGCAUCAGAGAAUUUUGCUAGCAAGGCUUGCCUUCAAGCUCUUGGUUCCUGUUUGAAUAAUAAAUAUUCUGAGGGACAGCCAGGUCAAAGAUAUUAUGGUGGAAAUGAAGUUAUUGAUAAAGUUGAAUUAUUAUGUCAGAAAAGAGCAUUAGAAGCAUUUAAAUUAGAUCCUGAACAGUGGGGUGUUAAUGUCCAGCCUCAUUCUGGAUCUCCAGCAAACUUUGCUGUGUAUACUGCUGUUGUAGAACCACAUGGUAGAAUAAUGGGUUUACAUUUACCUGAUGGUGGACAUCUUAGUCAUGGAUUUAUGACUGGCACAAAGAAAGUAUCGGCAACCUCAGUUUAUUUUGAAUCUUUUCCCUACAAGGUCAGCCCUAAAACUGGGCUGAUUGAUUACGAUGAACUGGAGAAGAAUUCUCUUCUUUUCCUACCUAAAUUAAUUAUUGCUGGUACAAGUUGUUACUCCAGAAAUCUAGAUUAUAAAAGAUUCCGUCAAAUUGCUGAUGGUGUAGGAGGUUAUUUACUAGCUGAUAUGGCUCAUGUUAGUGGGUUAGUAGCUGCCGGUCUUGUCCCCAGUCCUUUUGAAUAUUGCGACAUAGUCACUACGACCACACAUAAAACAUUAAGAGGACCUAGAUCUGGCAUGAUCUUUUUCAGAAAAGGUGUAAGGAGAACUUUGAAAGAUGGAACAGAAGAAAAAUAUAAUUUAGAAAGGAAAAUAAAUGAAGCUGUUUUCCCUGGUUUACAAGGCGGUCCUCAUAAUCAUCAAAUAGCUUCUGUAGCAGUGGCCUUAAAACAAGCUAAUACAUCGGAAUUUGUUCAAUAUCAGAAACAGACCAUGGCUAAUGCUAAAGCUAUGUCAAAAGCUUUAACAGAUAGAGGAUACACUGUUGUGACUGGUGGCACUGAUACCCAUUUAGUUCUAGUCGACCUCCGGCCACAGAAAUUAGAUGGUGCUAGAGCUGAGAAAGUGCUUGAAGAAGUUGGAAUCGCUGUAAACAAAAACACUUGCCCAGGAGAUAAAAGUGCGUUGAAACCAAGUGGUUUGAGAUUAGGUACUCCAGCUUUAACUUCCAGAAACAUGACAGAAUCAGAUUUAGUAAAAGUUGUGGAUUUCUUCCAUCAAGCUAUUGUAUUAGCGGGAGAAGUAAAUGCAAGUUGCGGACCAUUACUAAAAGAUUUUAAAGCUAAAUUACAAGACCCAUCUGUACAGAGCCGAAUAGAACAAUUACAGAAAUCAGUGGAAUCUUUUGCUCUCAAUUUUCCAAUGCCUGGUUAUGAUGAGUGGUAGACACUUUAUGGGAGGUUACAUUUGAUAUUUAAAUGUAUGAAGUAUCUUAUCUGCAGCAUAUUUCUUGCAAUAAACACACUUAUUAAAACAAUGACUGCUAUCUGUGGAUUAUGUCUCAUUAAAAUGUUUUCUCAACUACAUAAAUACAUUGUUUCAAUCAAGUUCAUUUUGAUUGUUAAAUUGUGAAUAGUUUGUUUAUCGCUCUUGUUACCAAACUUAUGUCCAUGCUAUGCCCAAGUUCAUGGCAGACUUACUCUUGCCAUAGGAACCAUGUACACAAGAAAUCCUAUAAAAAAAAAAAAAGAAAAGAUUUUUAAAAUAGAUUUUAUAUUUGCUAUUAAAACAUGCUGCUCUUAGUGGCAAAAAGAGUUAACUCUUCAAAUUUGAUUACCAUGAUGAUUGGAAAAUAUGUUUUAAUAAUGUUUAAAAAAAUUUGUUUACAAUAACCUCUAGCAAAUUUGUUCCUGUUAAUGUGUUUUGAUUUCUGAGUUGGUUAUAGUUUGUUAUAAAUGUACAUAAAUUAUUGUUAUUGUUUGAAAGCCAUGUAAAUAGUUGGUUUUAUCCCUAUCUGGACCACCGCCAUCUUUUAUAUGCUGACAAGCACAUUCUUUCAUAGAAAUUAUGAUUUUCUUUUGGUUAUUGUUUAUAUGAAAAUUCACACGUUUAACAGAUGUCAGUUUAUACAUGAAAGUAAAAUUAAAGGAAUGCUUACUGUGUUAA